This is a messenger RNA of Armigeres subalbatus, 542 nucleotides long. RefSeq names its product bolA-like protein 3. The coding region runs from base 172 to 492 and encodes 106 amino acids. Gene Ontology annotation, cellular component: mitochondrial matrix. The record is from RefSeq and is a predicted model, not a curated record. The transcript has 3 exons. Lineage: Eukaryota; Metazoa; Arthropoda; Insecta; Diptera; Culicidae.
CGAUGGUAAAGUAGGCGAAGCAUAGCCCAAAGCAAAUGUGUUUCAUAACAAUCCGGCACCAAUCGCAAAUUCACACAAUUUGGAGCUGCUCAUUGCAGCAUUAUAUUUUUGAAUAACAACUUUUGAAAUUCUGAAUUAACUGUGUUCGAAACAUUAAAUUGCAGUACAGAAAUGAGUGGUCAAAUCGCGCGUCUUGCGGGAAGGCGAUAUAUUUCGAUUUUGAGUCGAGUUUGGUCAGGGACAAACGGAGCUGCUAAAAAUUCGGAAGAUGCACUUCGGAAAACGCUUCAGAUCAAAUUUCCGCAGGCCACAAACGUAGUGGUUAGCGACAUCUCCGGCGGAUGUGGCUCAAUGUACGAGAUAUAUGUGGAAACGAACGAGUUCAAGGGGCUGUCCACGGUGAAGCAGCACCGACUGAUAACGGAAACGCUGAAGAGCGAAAUCAAGGACAUGCACGGGCUCAGGAUACACACGGCCGUGCCAAGCAAGUGAAUGGGAGGAAAUGUAUAUCAUAGAAUAAACUAUUUGCUGUGAUCUCUGAA